GCAGUCUCCGCUGGGAAGAGCUGUACCUGUGUAAGCAAGUGGGAAGUAUUCCAUCACGCUUCUGAGUCAUGUUUUGUAGAUGGUGGACAAGCUUUGGGUUGUCAGAAGGAAAAUGCUAUACAAAGGGACUCUGUUGGAAAUAACCUCUUCAAACAUCCUGCCGUUGCUGCUGGGUAGUGUGGGCCUUAUUAUUUUAUUCAGGCUGCUGCAGAGCAUGAAGGACCGAGCAGUCGUUCAAGAUGCUGUGGUGGUGAUAACAGGAGCGAGCUCUGGCCUCGGUAAAGAUUGUGCCAGGGUUUUCCAUGCAGCUGGUGCUAGGCUGGUAUUGUGUGGGCGGAACAAGCAGAAGCUGGAGGAACUUGUGACGGAGCUAACCGGGAUGGUGACUAACAAGAGAAAGACACACACACCUCACAUUGUGACCUUUGACCUGGCUGACUUGGACACAGUGAACAGCAGCGCACAGGAGAUUCUCAAUUGCUUUGGCCAAGUGGACAUUCUCAUUAAUAAUGCAGGGAUCAGUUACCGAGGCAACAUCCUGGACACUGCCAUAAAUGUUGAUAAAGAUGUGAUGAACACCAACUAUUUUGGACCAGUUGCUUUAACAAAAGCCAUUCUGCCUUCCAUGGUGCAGAGAAGAAGUGGACAUAUUGCAGUGAUUAGUAGUGUCCAAGGGAAAAUAGCAAUCCCAUUUCGAUCUGCUUAUGCAGCAUCUAAGCAUGCUACCCAAGCCUUCUUUGACUGUCUACGUGCAGAGGUGGAGCAGUAUGGAGUUAAGGUGACUGUAAUAAGUCCAGGAUAUAUCCGCACCAACCUUUCGCUGAACGCAGUGACUGGGAAUGGAUCCAAGUAUGGUGUGAUGGACAAGAAAACAGCAGAAGGCUACGAACCUUGCGUUGUUGCUGAAGCUGUUCUCAGGGCUGUGUGCAGGGGGAGGAAGGAUGUCCUGCUAGCUGGAUUACUGCCGACGGCCGCAGUUUACUUGCGAACUUUGAUUCCAAGUCUCUUCUUUCCUAUUAUGGCAGCCAGAGCUAAGAAAGAGCGCAAGAUGAAGGAUAAUUAACCUUGUCCUGGGUCCCCUAACUUACCUUUUUCCUCCAUGAACAUUACUGUUAAGGCUUGUUGGUGCCAUUCUUGAGCAACUGGGUACUACAGCUGACUGCUGAACAUUUGUUUCCAAACAUAUCUCCUGAACUUUUUUUUUUUAAAACUGCUGAAAUCAGGAUAAAUUAAUAUUAAGCAUGAGAUCAAAGAAACCUUUCCAAACCUACAUUGUGGAUAAAUAAAAGCAGAACGAAUAUACAGUAUAACGUUGUAUUCACAGCUCACCUAGUUUAAUGUCAGUGUGAAGCUGAAAAUACUUUGCACAGGUGUUGAGCUUGAACCACAAGCAGGUGGGAACAUCCAAACCUGUCCAAAGUGGAGGGGACUGAAACUAUAUCCUUCAGACAAUCUUAGUCCCCCUUGUUCUGUUGUCAUGUCUGCUCCAGAAAGCAGUCAGAUUGAGUGGUUACUGCAGCCUCAGUGAAACCGUUUGUCGAAUGAAUCUGAAGUUAUGUGUAAAUCUGUUUACUAGACUUCACUGUAUUAAUUUCUGUGAAACUAAUAAAGAUAAUGGAUAAAAAAUUGA
Molecule: messenger RNA, 1630 nt
Organism: Stegostoma tigrinum
Lineage: Eukaryota; Metazoa; Chordata; Chondrichthyes; Orectolobiformes; Stegostomatidae
Gene: dhrs7b
Product: dehydrogenase/reductase (SDR family) member 7B
Exons: 8
Coding region: 80-1063 (327 amino acids)
Cellular component (GO): membrane
Molecular function (GO): oxidoreductase activity
Source: RefSeq, a predicted model, not a curated record